Tarenaya hassleriana is the source of this 2197-nucleotide messenger RNA. RefSeq names its product small RNA degrading nuclease 1-like. Lineage: Eukaryota; Viridiplantae; Streptophyta; Magnoliopsida; Brassicales; Cleomaceae. The transcript has 13 exons. Gene Ontology annotation, molecular function: nucleic acid binding; exonuclease activity. Gene Ontology annotation, cellular component: nucleus. Bases 527 to 2029 code for a protein of 500 amino acids. The record is from RefSeq and is a predicted model, not a curated record.
UAAAAAACCCCUUCCCAGUCGACGACACUGACGCCUAACUCUCCUCGCUCUCUGUCUACCUCCUCUGCCUGCCUUGCCUCCUGUCGUCGACUGUUUCGUCGUCUUCUGUGUCGCCGCGGUGAUUUUGCUCGAGCUUGACCCUGACUCGCCUUCAGCCUCCUUCGCCGCGAGCUCGAUCCUGCGUUUUCUCCUUCGUCGCCUGUCUGUGAUUUUUCUCCAGCCUCGACCCUGCCUUGCCUCGAGCCCGACCGUACCUCGCCUCCAGCCUCCUUCUUCGCCUGUUUUGCCUCGAUCCUGCGUUGUUUCCUUCGUCGAUUGUCUGUGAUUUUGCUCCAGCCUCGGUCGUGAACCACCGGUAUCCUCUCUCUUCCUUACCCGACUCGACCCUGCGUUGUCUCCUUCAAUCUCCUCUGUCUUCUCUCCCCAGCUUUCGGAAUCGCACUCCCUGUUCCGCGACACCGAAACUUCCUCUUCUCAGAUAAAAUCGAUAUUGCAAUUCUCCGUUUACUGCCGCCGGAACUUGCUAAUGGAGCAGAAACUAGCGACCGCGGAGAGAAGAGUGCUGCAAACCCUGUUGAAGAUAGUUCAGAAGCGAGGUUUGCAGGGCGAGAAUGGCGGAUGGAAGGAAUUUCUCAAUGUUUAUGACAAGAAGUUUGGUUCGAGCUUAAGCGAUCCAUCGAAAAGGUCCAAGGAUGAUAUGGUAGCUUUUCUGAUGACCUUUAAGAAGAAAGAAGAUUUGCAGUAUCUCGCCUGGGUUCUGCAACGUGACGCAAACAAUGAUCUGAUAGAAAAGUUCAAGCAGGAAUCUCUAGAUAAAGAGACUCCUGAGCAGAGGCUUGUAAGAAUGACUCUAGAGCAUCCCGAUUAUUCAUUUGACUACGGGUUCCCAUCUCAUACUGAGGAUUGGCUUGUGAUCAAGCUCAGAAAGAAGAAGUCAAAGGUGAUGAAAUGUACUAAAAUGAUAGCGGUCGAUUGUGAGAUGGUUCUUUGUGAAGAUGGCACCGAAGCUGUUGUUCGAGUUGGUGUCGUGGACCGUGAAUUAAAUGUUAUACUUGAUAAAUUUGUGAACCCGAACAAACCAGUUACUGAUUAUAGGACUGAUAUUACUGGGGUCACUGCUGCAGAUAUUGAAAAAGCUACCUUAUCCAUGGUAGAUAUACAGAAAAAAAUGCGGAGGUUUCUCUCUAGGGAUACUAUCUUGGUAGGUCACAGUUUGAACAAUGAUCUGAAAGCGAUGAAGAUAGAUCAUGCCAGAGUAAUUGAUACUUCACUUAUAUUCAAGUUUUCCAAUGGAUAUAAGCGUCGAAGACCUUCGCUGAAUAAUCUGUGCAAGUCUGCAUUGGGUUAUGAAGUCCGGAAGGACGGGGCUGCACAUGAUUGCAUACAGGACGCAGCUGCUGCAAUGAAGCUUGUUCUUGCAGUAAUAGAGAAAGGAGUGGACACUACGGUUUCGAUGACUAAAGAUAUGUUGGAAACUGAGAUGGCAAGGCUCUUUCUGCACAGGAUCCCUCAUGAUGUGCCCUCUGAAGAGUUGAGUGCGGUAUUUUCUGGGGAUUUUACGCUUGACGUUAAGCCAUCAAAAAAACCGGGAGGUUUCUACAGUGCGGCCGCUGUUUUCAAGGCUUCAAAAGAAGCCAACCAGGCAUUUGAAAACCUUGAAGGAAAUCUUGAAAAGGACUCGUCGGGUUUGCCGCAAAAGCUGGUUACUUUUAGACUAAAUUCUGGAUCAGAAGCCAGUUGGUAUGUCCGUAAAAUGGGACAAGAUGAUUCCGGAGGAGAAAUCCCAGGCAAGAAGAGAAGUAUUCCGGACGAGAACCCCAAGGAUUGUAAGAAACAGAAGACAGAUAUUCACCAUUGUAAUGGUGAUAAGUGUGCAGACGACAAGGCUAGGGAGGAGGAGCUCUUGAAGGAAAUAGAAGAGCUGAAGAAGAAUCUAAAGCAAAAGGAUUUCCAAGUGGAGGCGCAGGAUAAGAUCAUUGUUAACCUCAAAAAGCAACUCGAGAAGAAGAAGAAGAAGAAAGCUCUGUAACAUUAACAUGGUAGAGUUUCUGAUUUUUGGUAUUUGUUUCACUGCCCGUUUGACCUUUCCAAUGGCCCCAGAAGAAUUUUGCUGAAAUUACAGAAUGUAUUAGAAUAUAGGUGGAUGAAUGAACUAAUGAUUACAAUCCGAAAUUAUAUAAAACCCUCAUCAAAUUCA